Molecule: messenger RNA, 8489 nt
Organism: Haliotis rubra (blacklip abalone)
Lineage: Eukaryota; Metazoa; Mollusca; Gastropoda; Lepetellida; Haliotidae
Product: proton-coupled folate transporter-like
Biological process (GO): transmembrane transport
Cellular component (GO): membrane
Molecular function (GO): transmembrane transporter activity
Source: RefSeq, a predicted model, not a curated record
AGUUCUCCAUGAAUGAACUUGCGAUGACACAAUCUUGUGGCCUCAACAUUUCAAUUCAAAAUAUGACCGUGAGUCAUACUGGAGGAUGUUGUUAAUUACUGUGACGUAACAGAUACAAUGUGUGGUCGGUGUUAGGCUUGAGACAGUUGAUAAUCAAUGACUCUCUAAAACCCAGGAAAUCGUGGUCAGUAUUUCGGAUCAUUGUUACACCAUGUCGCAGGACGCUGAGCAGACGACACCCGUACAGGGCAUUAGAAGAAAAAUAUUUCAGUGUGUGGAUUUUAUUCAAGGCUAUUUCGUAGAUGCUGCCCUGUUUUGUUUCUUUCUCUCACGGCACAUGUCUCUACCAUUGUUCCAGGAAUAUGUUCAGGACCAAAUCCACAAAAAACAUAACCUCAAUUUGAUAGAUAUUCAGAAAGGCAUGAGUGGGAAUGAGACCAGCUCCUGGCACGAGGCCCAGCAGGAGAGUGUGCUGGCCGUACUAGGACUCCAGAUUGCGGAGGGUUUACCAGCCAUCAUCACUGUCCUCAUCUUGGGGGCUGUCAGUGACCGCACAGGUAGACGCAAGAUCCUGUUAUGGCUGCCGUCACUAGGAAGUGUUGCACAUUCUCUCAUAUAUGUCCUGAUUUUAUACACUGGCUGGAACCUGGAUGGCCUUUUCAUGGCAUCAGCUCUCAGGGGAAUCAGUGGGAGUAUGACCGCCUUCUUGGCGGGAUCAACAUAUUUUGCGAUUAACAGCGUUAAACCAAAUCAAAGAGCCUCGCGCCUUGCUAUCCAAGAAUUUUUGAAUGGUGGUGCAUAUGCACUUGGAAACAUCAUGGUUGGAUUCUGGGUCAAGUCCAGUGGAUUUUUUCAACCGUUCUGGUUCACUCUAAUCUGCGGGGUGAUCGCCUUCUUGAUAUCCUUCUUCCUGGUCCAGGAAUGCCAGCUCAGCGAAGCGGACAGACCGAUUCGACACAGAAGGACUGGGAAUUGUUGCAAAGAUUUGUUCGCUCCGAUGGCCAAAAUAUUCAACUGUUGUAAAAACCGAGGCCUAAUUAAAGUUUGGAUGGCCAUUUUAGCGUUCCAGACAUACGCUGCCGUACAUAUUGGGCAGGAGAAUGUCUUAGUGUUGUAUCUUAGUGGACAGCCAUAUUUGUAUUCCUGGCGCACGGAUGUGACUGGGCCGGGGCCGUAUGUAAAAAUUGGUCUGUUCUUGUCCGUCAUCAUGGCUGUGGCCGCUGCCGCUGUUGCACUUAGUCCACCCAUUAUGAGGAGGUUCCUCACAGAAUCAAACAUCGCAUUUAUUGGAUACUUCUCCAAGGCCCUUGGGACCCUCUGGAUUGCUGUUGUUCAGAAUGAAACAAUUUUAUACUUUGCCAUCCUGCUGUUGGCGUUUGAACUUCUGCCAUUCCCUAUGAUGAGGUCCAUCGUGUCAAGAGGAAUCUCCCCAUCAGAACAAGGGUCACUGUUUGCUGUGAUGCAUUGUGGGGAAAGCAUAAUCUACUUUCUUGCGCCUUUCACAUUCACUGCGAUCUACGCUUCCUCCCUGCACUACUUCGGAGGCUUUGUCUUCAUCGUUUCCAUCAUCCUGCUCUUUUUGCCGACUGGGUUCACUGUAGCCCUUCGAUAUCUAGAGAGGAAGGAGCCUCAGGGAUACGAGCCAAUGGAUGGAGCCGAUUUGCAGCCCGAGGAGGAGGGACCUGCGGCACCCAGCGAAUCUGAAACUGACCGACUGGCACAGGAACCAAUCAGCUUCAUUCAGCUGAGUCAAGAUGCAUAAUGAGCCAGCACGCUGAGGUCCCAUGGAUUGUUGUGGAAUGUGUACCUUGAGCCCGUGAUUGCUGACAGAGAUCAGCCAGAUUGACUGUAUGCUGGACAGUUGUUGGAUAUCAAGGUUUUGUGUAGUAUUGUCAUAAGUCUGACGUGUUGGGACAUUUUCCGGGGAUAUUGUACACUGCAUCAUAUUUCUUUUGCUCAAAAGUGAAAUUAGAAGUCACAGCAGGUCUGUACGAUUGUCAACUGAUUUGGUAGAUGUUUUCUACUUAUUUAUCAACAGUGCUUACAUUAGCUCAACGUUUUAUAGAACUUGUUGUAGAGUAUUGUGUCAGCUGUGGCUACAAUCAAGAAGCAGAAAAAUAUGAAAACAGCACCUUUGUAUCAGUAGGAAAGGAGAGUUUAGUUGUGUGUGUGACAGGUGCUUGGUGUGUCCACAGAGUUAUGUUAUAGCUGUCUCUGUGUUGCAUGCAGUGUGUGGCUUCAGGAUAUCAAGGUUCAUGCUGGCUUCAAAUGGCCUUGAAUUUUUAGGGUCCCCUUGAUUGAUUGAUCUUGUGAAGCCUUGAAAAUCACCAAAAGAGCUUAAAACCCUGAAUUUGUACAAAAAGAUAUACAUUUAUUAAUAAAAGUAUUAAAGUUCAUGACAUUAAAUUUGGUAGUAGUGACAAGAAAUCUUGUUGGACAUUUGGUGAUGUUUAUACUGUUUUAGGUCUUACGACUCAUGUAUAAUAUGCUGGGUUUCUGGAAAUUGAUUACAGGCCGAAACUGAAAAAAGAGCCAUGAGAACUGUUCCAGGGGAAGUUGAUUUUAGUGUUGUAUAUCUGUUCGAGCCUUGAAUCAGUGUGUUGUUAUCCUGUCAGUGUGAGUAAUGAUUGUUUCCAGGGUAGAGUAAGUGUGUGACUGUGGUCGCUUAGAUCAGUCAGUGCUGGUAUUGAUCACUCUGAAAAGUAAAAAUAAUUCUGAAAUGAGAUAGUAGGCUGUAUUGAUGAAAUGUUAUCCAUUCCCACCAAACUUGAUUUCUUUGACCACUUUCUGUAUCUCCACAUGCCAUGUUUUGGGGUUGUAUUUUUCAGGAAGUACAAUGUGCAGUAAAACAUACGGGAUAAAUUGCUUACCAUCUCACUUCAGAUGGACUGUUAAUUUGUUGUGGCCUUAUAUAACAAUGAAUGAAAAUCCAAUGAAGUCAGCAUUAUACACCAUGUGACACAGGCUAUGUAUGGGGUCAACUCUGUAGCUCAGGUCAGGGAAGUGAAUUGUUCGUGUAAGCCCUACAGAAUACUUUCCCCCCUCAGUUUGACACAAGUUGAAACCAUACACAGCAUGUGGUGUCAUCGACCUUCCAUUACAAAGUGCAUAUUUGGUUCCAGUUCCUACUACCAACCACUUGCAUGUGUUUAUCGUCUACAGAGAGAGAUAUUUUUACACCAUGUUGUUAUAUGUGUGGUAUGAAUUUGCAUUUUCUUUGUCUGAUAUCGUCAUUCCACUUCAACGAAAGAUCACCCUGUAGUCUUGGUAGCGUGAAUGUGGUGAAUGAGAAUGCCUACAGUACCAGCCGAUAUCAACAGAUGUGGCCUUCCGUAGGUGAUGCCUGAUUGUGUGAAAGUUAAUGUAAUAUAUAUUGUACCAGGCCCAUUUGAAUCUCUAACACUUAAUCAAUGGUUUGGUUGGUUGGUUGCACUUCCAAUACUGCAGCUAUAUGGCGGCAGUCUGUACAUAAUCCAGUCUGGAUCAGACUAUCCAGUGAUCAACAGCAUGAGCAUUGAUCUACACAAUUGGGUUACGAUCACAGGUUUAACCAAGAUCGAGGCUUACCACCCGAUUCCGUUAGUCGCCUCUUUCAACAAGGAUGGCUUGCUAAAAACUAAUCAAUGGGAAGAAGAUAUAUUUUCUAUAAGCAUAGUAAUGAUGAUGAUGAUUUAAAAGUUUGUUUGUGCUCUGCUGAUGCAGUAGUAUUCUCUCUAUACGUAUGUUAUGGAAUGUAUAGUAGACUAAGGAACAUUGAUCUACGCAAUUUGGAUCCAAAGACAAGCAUCAGACAACUUAUCAAAUCUGACCACCUGAUCCUAUUAGUUUCCUCUUUUUGGAAGACCAAUUCUAGCCAGGUCUUCACGGUGGACUUGAUUUAGUACAGUUUCCCCCAAGUCUCUGUAAGUUAAGUGUUGGAGGAAAAGCCUAGAGUGAAUGAGAUAGUAGAGGUUAACCCAUAGUGUGGAUCCGGUUAACAUAGGUUGAACUACGAAGCAAGGCUAAGAAGAAAGGAUCUUGUGGUGUAAUGAUGUUAUUUGUUUUAUCUGUUGAACUUAGCAUCCCAGUUAUCUCUGAUACAGCUGGUCUGCAGGAACAUACUCUCCAUGGUAACAGUUUUAGUUGGUUUAUUCUUUUAAAAACCCCACAUCUACACAAUGAUCAAGUUGAAAGUGAGUGAAGUAGUUAAGAAAAUGUUUUGAUUGAGUCAGAUGUGUGUGUUGUGAAUGUCCUAAUCAUUGCGGCAAUGUUUGAUAUAUAUCUCUUUAGUCCAAUGUUUGCCAUAAUCUAUAACCACCAAACAGCCAAAAGUUACUUGUUUAUUUUGUGUACAUAGUUAUUGUGUUUACAACAUUUACACAUCAACAUUUACACAGCCUGACCUCCCAUGAGGCCUCUUGCGACCCUGUACAUGCACUGUAAUAGAUAUCCAGACACGAAACUGGUCACAUCCUCACUUGCACAGUACCUCCAGUCACGGCUGUCACCCAGGGAGCCUACAGCAGCUGUCCUCUCUGACCACAAAUACCAGAAUUUGCUGGGGCCAUCGUACUGCUAGCAUUGAAAGUAUAGGUGUAAUAAUUGCCUUAGCAAACAGAAUUCUUCAUUUGUGCAUUUUCCAUGGCAAUUAAUUCUACAUAACCAAAAUCUAAGCUGGUUAUCAAAAAGCCAAGAGAGAGAAUUGUUAACAGGUUCAGAAGGUGAAGGUUAGAGAUACAACUGCCUCAGAAAAGGUUUGAUGUAAUACUUUGUGAAGAAGUAGCCCUGCAUUUAUUACUGACUACUUGGUAUUCCUCAGGGCAUGUUCUUGUUUGAAAGACAAUUUGCCUUGACCUACCUUUAGCAUGCAGUCCCGGGCAGUACACCAUAUGUCCAGAUAGAUCCAGGGGCAGAUAACCAGCUUCCACUAGCUGAUAUGGGAGAUCAGGCUGACAUUGAUCAUAUGACUUGUGUCAGCAAAUUUGAAGAAUAAUGUUAGUCUCUACCAUUCCACAGUUAUGUGUGUAUAGCUUAUACAAUAACUAUUACAGAUCUAUUUAUUCAGUACCUUAUACAUAUAUCUAUUCUGUUGUUAUGCAUUCGGGUUGUUGAAUGUGCAUGAUCUCAGCACCACCACAAAUCUUGUUAGAUGGUAGUGUACCAUCCUUUCUCUUCCACACCACACUCAGUGUGCAUAAACAGGAAUCAAAGUGCAUAUGACCAGUCUUCUCACAUUUUCAAGAUCUAAAAAAUACUGUUGGUUCUGAUUGCAAAUGAGCUUUGUAAAUUGGAACAUUGCGUUGAAAUGCAGUUCCUUGACAUUGGUAGGUGUAUUGUUGACCUGACAACAUUGGCAAUAGCGUGUUGGUCACCAAGGGAACUUGAAUCAAACUUUAUAUGAACUUGUUUUUUUGUAUUUUUAUCUUUUGAUAGAUUAUGACAAGAAUUCUUUGACUAUUUUCUGUGAUAUUACUAUUUUGCCCAUGUAUGGUGUGUUUCACCAUGUUGGCAUGAAGCUACUGAUGACUGUUUAUUGUUUGUAGUCCAGCACCAGGGCAACUUCUGGUCCUCUCGUCAGUUCAAUGCUGAUGUCGCCAUGUUGUCACAACAUCUAACUGCCAAUCAAGACAUCCAGUAAGAAGCAUGUCUUGAUUUGUUUACUUCCAGUGUCCAGGGGUGUGAACUGAUAGCAUCCUGUGCAAGUCCUGACUUGGCCCAGCUGUCAGUGUGUAACACCACUGCAACAGUUUUGAUGGAAUCAGGAAUUUUUCUGCUCCAGUGGUUGGGAAGCCCAUUGGGUUAAUUGUUCACCAUGAUGCUGUAGACUGCAGCUUAAUUCCAAAACAUUGGUGCAUUGUGUGAAGCCCAGUUUGGCGUCCCGUGCUGAGAUAUUUCUGGAAGGAAGCCUAAAGUGGUGUAAAGCCUAAAUCAUUGAAUGUAAUUGCAAAUAAAGCAUUCAUCGCAAAUAAUCAAAUAUUUUGGAGUAUGACCUGUGUCCUGUGAGCCUCUACCGUUAACCUAUGGCAGUACCUCACAGCUGAUGCGAGCAGGGCAGGCGUGCUACUGUGAAAUCAAAACAACUAUGGCAUUGUCAUUAGGGAAGCUGUUUGACUUUCUAUUUGGAGCAUUGUAUCCUAGCUGAAGAACAGCAUAAUUCAGUGUUAUGUAAAUCUCAUGUUUUGUCCGUAUAUAUUAAACAUUUAUUUAUUGUCGCUUAUUGCCCUUGUUAGCUUGUAUAGAUGUGAUGGUUGUUUUUGAAUAUGCUAUGUUUUAAUUUCAGUGUUUCAACCUAAUAAGUCAUCCCAUGGAUUGCAUUCAUAUCAGGUGUAUUUAUAGUGUAACUCUGAGAUCGUUUCACAACACCUGUGAUGCAAAUGGAUAUACUUUCUGGUUGAAUGGGGUCUCGCAAUGCUUGGAUAGCCAUACAAGGUUUUUGCUGUCUCAGUGCUUGGACAGCCCAACAAGCUUGUAGUUGUCAGCGUACUUGGACAGCCAUACAAGCUUGUUGCUGUCACAGCGCUUGAAUAGCCAUACAAGCUUGUUGCUGCCAGAGUGCUUGGACGGUCAUACAAGCUUGUUGCUGUCAGCAUGCUUGGACGGCCAUACAAGUUUGUUGCUGUCAUAAUGCUUGGACAGCCAUACAAGCUUGUUGCUGUCAGCAUGCUUGGACAGCCAUACAAGCUUGUUGCUGUCACAGUGCUUGGACAGCCAUACAAGCUUGUUGCUGUCACAGUGCUUGGACAGCCAUACAAGCUUGUUGCUGUCUCAGUGCUUGGACAGCCAUACAAGCUUGUUGCUGUCUCAGUGCUUGGACAGCCAUACAAGCUUGUUGCUGUCACAGUGCUUGGACAGCCAUACAAGUUAGUUGCUGUCAUAGUGCUUGGACAGCCAUGCAAGCUUGUUGCUGUCUCAGUGCUUGGACAGCCAUACAAGCUUGUUGCUGUCACAGUGCUUGAACAGCCAUACAAGCUUGUUGCUGUCUCAGUGCUUGGACAGCCAUACAAGCUUGUUGCUGUCUCAGUGCUUGGACAGCCAUACAAGCUUGUUGUUGUCACAGUGCUUGGACAGCCAUACAAGCUUGUUGCUGUCUCAGUGCUUGGACAGCCAUACAAGCUUGUUGUUGUCACAGUGCUUGGACAGCCAUACAAGCUUGUUGCUGUCACAGUGCUUGGACAGCCAUACAGGCUUGUUGCUGUCAGCAUGCUUGGACGGCCAUACAAGCUUGUUUCUGUCACAGUGCUUGGACAGCCAUACAAGCUUGUUGCUGUCACAGUGCUUGGACAGCCAUACAAGCUUGUUGUUGUCACAGUGCUUGGGCAGCCAUACAAGCUUGUUGCUGUCUCAGUGCUUGGACAGCCAUACAAGUUAGUUGCUGUCAUAGUGCUUGGACAGCCAUACAAGCUUGUUGCUGUCACAGUGCUUGGACAGCCAUACAAGCUUGUUGCUGUCUCAGUGCUUGGACAGCCAUACAAGCUUGUUGUUGUCACAGUGCUUGGACAGCCAUACAAGCUUGUUGCUGUCACAGUGCUUGGACAGCCAUACAAGCUUGUUGCUGUCAGCAUGCUUGGACGGCCAUACAAGCUUGUUGCUGUCACAGUGCUUGGACAGCCAUACAGGCUUGUUGCUGUCACAGUGCUUGGACAGCCAUACAAGCUUGUUGCUGUCUCAGUGCUUGGACAGCCAUACAAGCUUGUUGCUGUCACAGUGCUUGGACAGCCAUAUAAGCUUGUUGCUGUCAUAGUGCUUGGACAACCAUACAAGUUAGUUGCUGUCAGCAUGCUUGGAUGGCCAUACAGGCUUGUUAUCACAAUCUAGAGCCCUGGCCAUUUUGUCUAUAGUUUGUGUGUUAGUGUUACAUGUUUUGUUUGCAGGUAUUCACCGUUCAUAUUAAUGUUAAUUAUGCAGGUGGAAGUCCAGUAGCAGUAUCUCAUAAUCAGUACACUUUUUAUACGAUUUAUGCUUUUUAUAUAAAAAUAAUGUAACUUUUUGUAACAUUGACAGGGUACUUAACAUUAUCAGACAGCAGAGAGUUGGCCUGUCCUGAAGCUUGUAUCCAUACAUCCUACAGGGGUCAUGGUCAUACUCUCAAAGCUGUUCCCUCCUCAUGUCAUAAGAGAAAUAGUACAAUAAUGGUGUAUGUAAGAUAUUCAUUCAAUUACUUUGGAGUCACACAAUAACCUUCAGUUUAUUGAUGUAUGUUUGCAUUGUUGAUAUUCCACGCACGUGACUGUGGCCAUGUUAUCCCAGGCUUUGUCCGCCACUAGCCAGACUGAGAUUAGACAUGUAUUCAAGUUAGGAAAGACAAAUAUGUGCUGUUAUAGGUUGUUCUGUUAUAAUGGUUAACACUGCCACGCAGCCAGUGAUGUGGCUGUAGGUUGAGAGAACUGCCACGUACGCUGAAAGGAGGAGGGCGUGACAGGCAAGGACUGGUCAUGUGAUCUACAUCGAGGGGAGAGCUACAGGUACACUAGUCCAUAUGAUUGUGAAUAAAGUCAAUGCUGUUGCAACUA